Aspergillus welwitschiae is the source of this 1283-nucleotide messenger RNA. Its product is annotated as Mob1/phocein family protein. Gene Ontology annotation, molecular function: protein kinase activator activity. Lineage: Eukaryota; Fungi; Ascomycota; Eurotiomycetes; Eurotiales; Aspergillaceae. The transcript has 3 exons. The coding region runs from base 35 to 889 and encodes 284 amino acids. Gene Ontology annotation, biological process: cell division; positive regulation of protein phosphorylation; signal transduction. Gene Ontology annotation, cellular component: cytoplasm; nucleus. The record is from RefSeq and is a predicted model, not a curated record.
CAACAACAACAAUAACAACAACAAUCCCGCAAAGAUGAACAAUGGAAGUCCGGCUCCGUCGCCGGCGUCUCAGAUGCCUCCCGCCGGCCAUGUGCCCAACUCGCCGUCCCUCACCUCGAGUCUCUCCGUGGACACCUCCGCCACCUACGACCCCGAUGCCCCCAAGUACUUCUUCCAGGAGAAAUACGCACCCCUCAAUGUAAAGGGCAACUUCUUGACCUUGUGUGCCUGUCCCAAGAACGUGGAGCUGGGUGAAUGGCUGGCCCAUCAGAUCGUUGAACAAUAUCGCUUGCUCCAUGGCAUGCUCCAGGUUAUCCAGGAGGUCAAUAGCCUUACAGGACUGCCGAUCUGUAACGAGAACACCUGCCCCACCAUGUCGGCUGGUCGCUUGACCUACACCUGGCUGGUUGACGGUCGUGCCGCCAAGAUCUCGGCCCCCAAGUUCAUCAACCGUGUUGAGAAAUGGAUUGUCAGCAAGAUUCACGACCCGGUCAUGUUCCCCACGGAAAAGGUUACCGGUGUACCAGACACCUUUGCAGUCAAUGAAGCGGGCGGGCCCAGCGCUACUUCCGGGGAGGAGUGGAUCGGCAAGUCCAGCGGCUUCCCGCAGACGUUCUACAAGGACUGCCAGGGCAUCAUGAAGCAGAUGUUCCGAUGCUACGCCCACUUGUACCACGCGCACUGGCUGAACCCCUUCUGGCACAUCAACAAGCAUGACAUUCUCAACAUGUGCUUUGUCCACUUUGUCACGGUGGCCAAAUACUACAAGCUCGUGUCUGACAAGGAAAUGGAGCCUAUGCAACCCCUUAUCGACCUGUUCAUCAAGCAGCAGCGGAUCCCUCCGGAGGCGCUGGCAGGUGGCCACUGGGGCCAGCAAGCCUCUAGCUGAGCUAGGGCGCAGCAGAAUUCCCAUUCUUCCUUCCUCAAGCAAGAAAGUGGUCCGACCUGGCGUUGGAACCCUUUGAUCGGAUUAGACGAACCGACUUGAUCCUAUGAUCGCGGUUUCAUGGUGUCUUGACUUUUGCAGGACGCCGCGUGGAUUACGUGACACAGUGUUGGCGUUAAGCAUUUAGCAUGCGGUGUGAAAUAUGUUCUUCCUGUGAUUUCCUGCAUAUCCAGUCGUGGGACCCCCCACCGACUACGCGAUUCUUGUAGCCUAGAUUAACCUUGCGCAUCCUGGCUGGACGAGAGCAUUUUGAGAUUAUUUACCUGGAACUAGCCUGACGUGGAGAUGACACUGAUCAGCCAAAUUGAGAUUAUGAACAAUUAGCAUGAAGAUAACG